Messenger RNA from Mandrillus leucophaeus (drill), 9270 nucleotides. It is a transcript of the gene HELZ2, whose product is annotated as helicase with zinc finger 2, transcriptional coactivator. The transcript is spliced from 22 exons. The record is from RefSeq and is a predicted model, not a curated record. Gene Ontology annotation, molecular function: RNA nuclease activity; 5'-3' DNA helicase activity; metal ion binding. The coding region runs from base 376 to 8592 and encodes 2738 amino acids. NCBI's taxonomy places the organism in Eukaryota, Metazoa, Chordata, Mammalia, Primates, Cercopithecidae.
GCAUCUCAGCUGCAGUGGGGACCCGGGGACCCAUCUCUUCCUGACACCCUGAGCUCUGGCUUCGAACCGUGGCCAACAGUCCUAGUGGACCACGUGGACCCGUGAGCUCAGGAGCCUCGGACGCUGUCCCGGAGAGCCAAGCUGGUGUUCGAGGUGGCGCCUCCAGGGUCCAGCCUGCUGCCCAACAGCCCCGCGGCCACCAGGGGGCCGUCCCUGGCCCGGCUGUGUGCCCUGGUGGACCUGUGUCUGGGCUGCUCCCGCUGCACCCAGCGGCUCAAUGAAAGCACCUACGUCCUCCGCAGGGUGGAGCAUGACUGCUCCCACGAGAUCCUGCUGGCCCGCUUCAAGCAGGCCACCAAAAGCAAGGUCUGGCGCAUGGUGGGCUGCCGGCCCACCUUCCCAAGGCCCUUGUGCUACCAAGUCUGUCGCUACUAUAGCCCUGGGCUCGGCUGCCGGCGCCACCGAAACCGGUGCACCUUUGCCCGCAGUCGCGAGGAAGCCCUGGUCUGGACCUUUGAGCGUCAGCACAACCUCCAGCGCCUGUGGCUGAAGGCGGAGGUGCAGGGCGGUGGGGCCCAGGGAGGGGCAGGCCGGGCGGCUGAUGCCAUCCUCACAGAGUUUGGCGGCCGCUUCGAGCUGCUCUGCUCCCUCUGCUUCAGGCGCUGCCCCCCACGUGUCUGUCGCGUGGACCCCCAGGGGCAGUGCCCUGAGCACGGAGCCUGCCCCUCCCUCCUGGCCCAUGUGAGCGCUGAGGGCCGCCGCAAGCAACAGUUUGUGACGGUGAGGCCACAGCCCCGGGCUGGCCAGCCUCCCGCCUACUGCAGGUUUGUGGGGCGCGGGCAGCCAUGCUGGCGUGGGGAGUCCCGCUGCCAAUUCGCACACAGCGCCGUGGAGAUGGCUGUGUGGGAGGCCGAGCAGCUGGGUGGUCUCCAGCGGGGGGACCUGCUCACACCCCCUGCCCCUGAUGGCGACGGGCGCACGGUCCCCCUCGGCCAGCCCCCUGGGGCCCAGCUGUACUGCCCAGCCUGCUUGGUCACCUGCCACUCUCAGGAGGCCUUCGAGAACCACUGCGCAUCCUCGGAACACGCACAGAUGGUGGCCUUCGACCAGGCCGUGCCCUGGGAGCACCGUUCCCCACCCCCGGGACUCUCCAAGUUCGAGCUCUGCCCAAAGCCUGACCUCUGUGAGUAUGGCGACGCCUGCACCAAGGCGCACUCAGCACAGGAGCUGCAGGAGUGGAUCCAGCGCAGGCGGGCUGUGGAGCUGCGGGGGCAGGCGGCCUGGCAGGAUGGGCUGGUGCCCUACCAGGAGCGGCUGCUGGCCGAGUACCAGCGCAGCAGCAGUGAGGUCCUUGUGCUGACAGAGACCCUUGAUGGAGUGCGUGUCACCUGCAACCAGCCCCUGAUGUAUCAGGCCCAGGAGAGGAAGACCCAGUACAGCUGGACGUUUGCCGUCCACUCUGAGGAACCCCUGCUACAUGUGGCCCUGCUGAAGCAGGAGCCUGGAGCCAACUUCUCCCUGGUGGCUCCCGGCCUCCCGUCGGGCCGGCUCUACGCACGGGGUGAGCGCUUCCGUUUGCCCAGCUCCGCUGCCGACUUCCAGGUCGGAGUGAGUGUGCAGGCCGCCUCCUUUGGCACCUUUGAGCAAUGGGUGGUCUUCGACUUUGGCCGCCGGCCGGUGCUGCUGCGGAAGCUGGGGCUGCAGCUGGGCCAGGGGCGUCACCCAGAACCCUGCAGCAGUCUGGCGCUCGGCCACCCUGAGGAGAUGGAGCGCUGGCACACUGGCAACCGCCACGUGGUGCCUGCCGUGGAGCGGACGGCCGAGCAGACAGCCCUGAUGGCCAAGUACAAGGACCCUGCCCUGGCCCUAGAGUUCAACCGCAGCGGCCUGGCCUCGGGCCCCAUCUCACCAACAAACUAUCGGCAGAGGAUGCACCAGUUUCUCUAUGAGGAGGAGACAGCUCAGCAGCAGCUGGUGGCCAAGCUGACCCUGCGGGGCCCGGUGUUCCUGAAGACGGCAUUGCAGACGCCAGCGCUGAACAUGCUCUUCGCGCCUCCGGGAGCACUGUACGCAGAGGUCCCCGUCCCCCCGUCCCUGAUGCCAGACACAGACCAGGGCUUCCUGCUGGGCCGGGCGGUCAGCACAGCCCUGGUGGCCCCCGUCCCCGCACCCAACAAUGCAGUGUUCGAGGUGCGGCUGGAGAAGCGGGCCAGCUCGGAGCAGGUGCUGUGGCUGCUGCUUCCCGCCCGCUGCUGCUUGGCCCUGGGGCUGCAGCCUGAGGCCCGCCUGGUCCUGGAGGUGCAGUUCCAGAUUGACCCGAUGACCUUCCGCCUCUGGCACCAGGCAGUGGACACGCUGCCUGAGGAGCAGCUGGUGGUGCCUGACUUGCCCACCUGCGCCCUGCCCAGACCUUGGUCUGUCCCACCCUUGCGGCGUGGCAACCGCAAGCAGGAGCUGGCCGUGGCGCUCAUCGCGGGCUGGGGCCCUGGGGAUGGGAAGCGUGUCCCCCCACUGCUCAUCUAUGGCCCCUUUGGCACCGGCAAGACCUACACGCUGGCCAUGGCCUCCCUCGAGGUCAUCCGGAGGCCUCAAGCCAAGGUGCUCAUCUGCACACACACCAACAGCGCUGCCGACAUCUACAUCCGGGAGUAUUUCCACAGCCACGUCAGCAGCGGCCACCCCGAGGCCACUCCUCUCCGUGUGAUGUACACGGACCGGCCACUGAGCCACACGGACCCGGUCACGCUGCAAUACUGUUGCCUGACUGACGACCACCAGGCUUUCCGCCUGCCCACGUGGGCAGAGCUGGCACGGCACCGGGUGGUGGUCACCACCACCUCCCAGGCCCGCGAGCUCAGGGUGCCGGUCGGCUUCUUCUCCCACAUUCUCAUCGACGAGGCGGCCCAGAUGCUGGAGUGUGAGGCCCUCACCCCGCUGGCCUACGCCUCGCGCAGCACCCGCCUCGUGCUGGCAGGCGACCACAUGCAGGUCACGCCCCGGCUCUUCAGUGUUGCCAGGGCCCGGGCGGCCGAGCACACGCUGCUGCACCGCCUCUUCCUGUACUACCAGCAGGAGACGCACGAGGUGGCACGGCAGAGCCGCCUGGUCUUCCAUGAGAACUACCGCUGCACGGAAGCCAUCGUCAGCUUCGUCUCCCGGCACUUCUACGUGGCCAAGGGCAACCCCAUCCACGCCAGGGGCAAGGUUCCGCCCCACCCCCGGCACUACCCACUCAUGUUCUGCCACGUGGCGGGCAGCCCAGACCGGGACAUAUCCAUGACGUCCUGGCUGAAUCUGGCUGAGAUUGCCCAGGCCGUCGAGAAGGUGCAGGAGGCCUACAACACCUGGCCCAGCUGCUGGGGUGUCCGUGAGCAGAGGCACAUCUGCGUCGUGUCCCACGGUGCUCAGGUCAGUGCACUGAGGCAGGAGCUGAGGAGGCGGGACCUAGGCCAGGUGUCUGUGGGCAGUUUUGAGAUCCUGCCAGGGCGGCAGUUCCGGGUGGUGGUGCUCAGCGCGGUGCACACCUGCCAGAGCCUGCUCAGCCCCGGGGCACCGGCCCCCGAGUUCUUCACCGACGCCCGCGUGCUCAACACCGUCCUGACCCGCGCCCAGUCCCAGCUGGUGGUAGUGGGGGACGCCGUGGCCCUCUGCUCCUUCGGGGCCUGUGGCAAGCUCUGGGAGAGCUUCAUCCGCGAGUGCGUGGACCGGCGCAGCGUCUGCCCCGAGGGCCUGUCCAUGGAGCAGGUGGAGCAGGGCGUGGCGCAGAGACGGCGCUGGCCUCCCCGAGGCACACGAGCUGGGGCAGCGGGGAACUGGGAGGCUGCCCCGGAGCCAGCAGGGGACCCGGCCGAGGAACCAGCGACUGUGGUGACGGCCACAGUGAAGGCAGAGCCGGGAGAUGAGGCUCUGAGCCCAGCCUCCGGUGACAUCACGGCAACCCCAGCGCAGACGGAGGCUGCGGCAGCGCCAGCAGGAGACGCAGUGAAGGAGGACCUGCGGAGGCUGCUGCGUGCGGAGCCGGAGCGGUACCGUCCCUGCACCUUCGUGCAGGAGACCUUUGAGCGGGCGUCCGCCAUCCCGCUGGACGACGCCUCCUCGGGCCCCAUCCAGGUCAGGGGCCGCCUGGACUGUGGGAUGGCCUUCACCGGGGAUGAGGUGCUGGUGCAGCUCCUUUCGGGAGACAGGGCCCCCGAGGGGCGGCUUCGGGGCCGCGUGCUGGGCGUGCUGAAGAGGCGGCGGCAGGAGCUGGCGUUCGUGUGCCGCAUGGACAGGUGGGACCCGCGCAUCAUGGUCCCCAUCAAUGGCUCCGUGACCAAGAUCUUUGUGGCCGAGCUGAAGGACCCGUCGCGGGUCCCCGUCUACGGCCUCCGGAAGGGCCGGCUGCAGCGUGUGGGGCUUGAGAGGCUCACGGCGGAGGCGCGGCACAGCCGGCUCUUCUGGGUCCACAUUGUCCUGUGGCGGCCGGGCUUCUACUACCCGCUGGGCAUCGUCCGGGAGGUGCUGCCUGAGGCCAGCACCUGGGAGCAGGGCCUCCGCAUCCUUGGCCUGGAGUACAGCUUGAGGGUGCCCCCGUCGGACUUGGCUGCCAUCACCAAGGCACUGCAGAAAUACCAGUCGGAGCUUGGCCGGGUUGCCGGCCGCCGAGAGGACUGCCGCGCCUUCCUGACCUUCACUGUGGACCCCCAGGGCGCCUGCAACCUCGAUGAUGCCCUCAGUGUCCGAGACCUGGGUCCCCGGUGCGAGGUGGCUGUGCACAUCACUGAUGUUGCCAGCUUCGUGCCCAGGGACGGGGUGCUGGACGUGGAGGCCCGAAGGCAGGGUGCUGCGUUCUAUGCCCCUGGCAGGGAACCAGUGCCCAUGCUGCCUGCCAGCCUCUGCCAGGACAUCCUCAGCCUCCUGCCGGGCCGGGACCGCCUGGCCAUCUCCCUGUUCCUCACCAUGGAGAAAGCCAGUGGCCAGCUGAAGAGCCUGCACUUUGCACCCUCCGUGGUCCGCUCUGACCGCCAGCUGUCCUACGAGGAGGCAGAGCAGGUGAUCAGGCAGCACCCGGGUGCCGGCCGUGAGCUGCCAGCCCACCUGGACUCUGUGGACGCCUGCGUCGUGGCCGCGUGCUACUUCUCUCGGCUGCUGCGCCGGCACCGCCUGCAGUCUGACUGCUUCUACGAGCAGCCGGACGAGGACAGCACCCUGGGCUUCCGCGCGGCCCACAUCAUGGUGAAGGAGUACAUGGUUCAGUUUAACAGGCUUGUGGCAGAGUUCCUGGUGGGCAGCGAACGCACGCGGACGGUCACGCCUCUGCGGUGGCAGCCAGCACCCCACAGCCAGCAGCUCAAGGCCCUGUGUGAGAAGCAUGGGGAGCGGGUGCCCCUGUCACUGCACCUCAGCCACCACCUGCGUGGCGGUGGGGGCAGCGCCCCCGACACACAGCUGCACCUCCUGGCCUCCCUCUGGAAGCAGGUCCAGUUUGCCGCCCGCACUCAGGACUACGAGCAGAUGGUGGAUUUAGUCACCACGGACGACAUGCACCCGUUCCUGGCUCCUGCAGGCCGUGACCUCCGCAAGGCCUUGGAGCGCUCGGCGUUCGGCCGCUGCACCUGGGGCCACCAGCAGCAGGGUGGUCACUACUCGCUGCAGGUGGAAUGGUACACAUGGGCCACCUCGCCCAUCCGCAGGUACCUGGACGUGGUGUUGCAGCGGCAGAUCCUGCUGGCACUGGGCCAUGGGGGCUCCGCCUACUCUGCCAGGGACAUUGAUGGGCUCUGCCAGGGCUUCAGCCUCCAGCAUGCACUUGCCCAGAGCUAUCAGCGGCGGGCGCAGAGCCUGCACCUGGCCGUGCAGCUCAAGGCUCAGCCUCUGGACAAGCUGGGCUUCGUGGUGGAUGUGGAGGCAGGCUCCCGCUGCUUCCGGCUGCAAUUCCCCAGCAACCGGGAGACGCUGCCCGACCCCUGCCCCGUUCCCUACAGCUCCCUGCAGCUGGCCGAGCACCCCCGCGCCCUGGCAGGCCGGCCGGGCAUGCAGCUCCUGUGGCGGCGCCGUGUCUACUCAGUGCAGGGAUCCGGCCCGCCCUUGCCACUGCCUGGCACUGUGCUGGACCCACACACCUGGGCCGUGGAGACGGCUCUGUGGAAGCAGCUGCUGGCGCUGGUGGAGCUGCAGCGCUGGCCGGAGGCGGCUGCUCUCAUCCAGGAGAAGGGUGAGGCGUCCCCACGGCGGGGGCUGGUGCAGGUGCAGCGGAGCCGCUGUGGCCAUUUCCUGGAGGUGGCCCGGGAGCUGGGCAGUGGGGACACCCUGCAGGUGCAGCUCGGCGCCAGCCUGCAGCACGGCUUCCUGGUACCAAGCCCUCAGCUCUGGACUGUGGCACCUGGCUUCAGCCUCUGCCUGGAGCACGUGGAGCGGCCCGGAGACUGCUUCCUGGGCCACGUGUACCAGGCCCCGCGGGACCGCUAUCGCGACGUGGAUGAGUACGCCUGUGUGUGGGAGCCAUUCUGCGCUCUGGAGUCGGCCACUGGUGCAGUUGCUGAGAACGACGCUGUCACACUUCAGCACCUGAGUGUUUCCUGGGAUGUGUCACGGAUGCCGCAGGGGCAGCUGCAGGGCGCCUUCCGCCUGGAGGCCGCCUUCCUCGAGGAGAACUGUGUCGACAUCAACCUCAGUUGCUGCUACCUCUGCAUCCGGCUCGAGGGGCUGCCGGCUCCCACGGCCAGCCCACGCCCCGGGCCCAGCAGCCUCGGCCCUGGCCUGAGUGUCGACCCCGGCACAUACACCUGGGUGGCCCACGGGCAGACGGAGGACUGUGACCAGGAGCGCCGGGCAGACCGGCAGGAGGCUCCCAGACUGGUACACCUCUUCAUCCACCACAUGGGCAUGGAGAAGGUUCCAGAAGAGGUGCUGAGGCCAGGCACCCUGUUCACCGUUGAGCUGCUGCCCAAGCAGCUUCCUGAUCUCCGCAAGGAGGAAGCCGUGCGUGGGCUAGAGGAGGCGUCCCCGCUGGUCACCAGCAUCGCACUGGGCCGGCCUGUCCCGCAGCCCCUCUGCAGAGUGAUCCCCAGCAGGUUCCUGGAGCGGCAGACCUAUGACAUCCCCGGAGGCCGCCACAAGCUGAACCCCAGCCAGAACAGGGCGGUCAGGGAGGCUCUGGAGAAGCCUCUCACAGUCAUCCAGGGCCCGCCAGGUACAGGGAAGACGAUCGUGGGCCUCCACAUCAUAUUCUGGUUUCAUAAAUCAAACCAGGAGCAGGUGCAGCCCGGAGGCUCCCCCCAUGGGGAGACGCAGCUGGGGGGUCCCUGCAUCUUGUACUGUGGCCCCUCCAACAAGUCGGUGGAUGUCCUGGCAGAACUGCUCCUGAGAAGGAUGGACCUGAAGCCCCUCCGGGUGUACAGCGAGCAGGCCGAGGCCAGCGAGUUCCCAGUGCCGCGCCUGGGCAGCAGGAAGCUGCUCAGGAGGAACCCCCGGGAGGGGAGGCCGAACCAGAGCCUCAGGAGCAUCACCCUGCACCAUCGGAUCCGGCAGGCCCCCAACCCGUACUCGUCGGAAAUCAAGGCCUUUGACACCCGGCUGCAGAGCGGGGAGCUUUUCUCCAGGGAGGACCUGGUCUUGUACAAGAAGGUCUUGUGGGAGGCUCGGAAGUUCGAGCUGGACCGGCACGAGGUCAUCCUCUGCACCUGCUCCUGUGCAGCCUCCGCCAGCCUCAAAACCCUGGAUGUGAGGCAGAUCCUUGUUGAUGAGGCAGGCAUGGCCACAGAACCUGAAACCCUCAUCCCCCUGGUGCGGUUCCCACAGGCCGAGAAGGUGGUUCUUCUUGGAGACCACAAGCAGCUGCGGCCUGUGGUCAAGAACGAGUGGCUGCAAAACCUGGGUCUGGACCGGUCUCUGUUCGAGCGGUACCACGAGGACGCACACAUGCUGGACACUCAGUACCGCAUGCACGAGGGCAUCUGUGCCUUCCCCUCAAUGGCAUUCUACAAGAGCAGGCUGAAGACGUGGCAGGGCCUGAAGAGGCCGCCCAGUGUCCUGGGCCACGCUGGCAAGGAGAGCUGCCCUGUCAUCUUUGGCCACGUGCAGGGCCACGAGCGGAGCCUGCUGGUGUCCACGGAUGAAGGGAAUGAGAACUCCAAGGCCAACCUGGAGGAGGUGGCUGAGGUGGUCCGUAUCACCAAGCAGCUGACCCUGGGGAGGACCAUAGAGCCCCAGGACGUCGCCGUCCUCACGCCCUACAACGCGCAGGCCUCUGAGAUCAGCAAGGCCCUUCGGCGAGAGGGCAUCACUGGGGUGGCCGUGUCCUCCAUCACCAAGAGCCAGGGGAGCGAGUGGCGCUAUGUGCUGGUGAGCACCGUCCGCACCUGUGCCAAGAGCGACCUGGACCAGCGGCCCACCAAGAGCUGGCUCAAGAAGUUUCUGGGCUUCGUUGUGGACCCCAACCAAGUGAACGUGGCUGUCACGCGGGCCCAGGAGGGGCUCUGCCUGAUCGGAGACCACCUUCUCCUGCGCUGCUGCCCCCUCUGGCGUAGCCUCCUGGACUUCUGUGAGGCUCAGCAGAGCCUCGUGCCUGCCGGCCAGGUGCGCGUCUGCAGGAGGCCAACUAUGCCUUCCUGAAGAGCCCUCCCCACCCGCAAGCUGCCAGGACUGGGAGGGCAAGUCCAGGGCCCCCCAACCUCCCCAUCGCCCUCCACCAUCAGCCUGCCUGGGCCAGCCUGCCUCCUGGCCUCGGGCUCUCCCUGGGGCGGGAAGUGGGCAGACUUGGAGGAGGAGGAACGGCGAGGGCCGGUCCCCACACCCCUGCUUCUCCUGGGCAUCUGGGGACAAAGACACCUCUCAGGGUGGCCAAAAGGGGCUUCUCUGGGACCAGUGCACGGUAGUUCUGCUGUCCCUGGGAAGUCUCAGAACCAGGAAGGAAACCCUAUGGAGGCUGCCCUUUGACCUUUUGAUGCCACCUGUGAUCACUCUGGAUGGCGUCUGUGGAGUUCAGGUUUAUUCUGUAUUUAAAUGAACUCAAAGCCAGCAUCCUGCCGGGCGUGUUAGCUCAUGCCCGUAAUCCAGCACUUUGGGAAGCCAAGGCGGGGGGAUAACCUGAGGUCAGGAGUUCGAGACCAGCCUGGCCAACAUGGUGAAACCCUGUCUCCACUAAAAAUACAAAAUUAGCUGGGCGUGGUGGCGUGCACCUGUAAUCCCAGCUACUUGGGAGGCUGAGGCAGGAGGAUCCCUUGAGCCCAGGAGGUCGAGGCUGCAGUGAGCUGUGAUUGCACCACUGAACUCCAGCUUGGAGACCCUGUC